Effrenium voratum is the source of this 1243-nucleotide messenger RNA. Lineage: Eukaryota; Dinophyceae; Suessiales; Symbiodiniaceae. The record is from the annotation of a GenBank genome assembly.
GCUCUUAGCAGCGUCCCCUUGCCAUGAGUCAAAUUCACUGCUGACCAUGUGCCACUUACCUGGUCAUAGACCAGUGUCAUGUCCUAUUGGGAAACAACGCCUCCGCAUAUCUGCACUAUGGCCCAAGUGCGUCGCGCCUUGGCGACCUGUGCAGUUUUGACAGCAGCCAGAAACUCGCUGCCACAGAUCCAGGUCUUCGCAGCCCCCCGCAUGGAGUCCAAGCUUGCCGAGCACAACCAGUAUCAGGCCAAGACCUUCGACGAGAAGUCCGACUUCUUCGCUUCGGAGAAGGCCACGCCCGCCUCGGUGGAGCCCAAGCUGCGGCGCAUCGCCUGCAGCUGCCGCCUGGAGACGCCCGGGACCACGCUUCUGGACGUUGGCACCGGCACAGGCGCGCUGCUGCCCUUCUUCCAGGAGGCCGGGGUGGAUUUGGCCCAGGUGGUGGGGGUGGACCUCAGCGCCGGCAUGUUGGGCUUCGCCAAGGAGCGCUUUCCGGAGACGACCUUCGUCCAGGAGGACGUGCUCCAAUUCCAGGGCGGGCGCUUUGACCGGGUCGCGCGCGCUGAAAGCCGGCUAUGUCCAGCAUGGGGUUUGCCUGUCGUCUUCAACGCCUGCUUUGGGAACCUCUUCGACCCCGUGGCCGUGCUGCGGCAUGUGGCCCGGGACUUGCUGAGCGACGGCGGCUUGGUGGUCAUCAGCCACCCCCUGGGCCGGCCCUGGCUGCGCACGCUGCAACAAAGCGACCCCCGUAUGGUUCUUCACGAUCUUCCCGGGAAAGAGCAGCUCAAGACGAUGCUCGCGGAGGUGCCCGAGCUGGAGUUGGAGUCUCUGGAGGACGACGCAGAUUUCUACUGCUUGGUCCUGCGUCGAAGAUGAAGUACAAUGACAUCCAUUUGCGCGUGCAGAGCGAUGUGGCGCUGGUCUUUGGUGCCCGGUGCAAUGGUGGUUUUUCUUUCCGAAGGGAGCUUUUUUUGCACUUGGGCCAGUUCUUAAAACUUGGUCCGGCGGGAUCUGGAACAGCUGAAUAUCUUUUCGGGCUUGUGUGCUAUGCCACGGGUCAUUUGGAACCCUCAUGUACAGCGUGGCAUUGGCGUAUUCCUCCAGACCACUGCCGAUGGCAGGUUGCAGGGGGGCCCAUUUAGAAGGCACUCAAGCUUUACAAGCUGCGCGCAUAGGUGUUCUCUCAAUGCGUUGCCAGACAGCAGGGCUGCAGGGACAAACUUGUGUGUCCUGUGCCGCGGAG